CGGGGCCGCCGCGCGAGGCCGGUGCGUGGGGGCUCCGCGGGCGGGGACGGUCCCUGCGUGGGCAGGGCCAGGAGAAGGCGACGCCCGCCAUGAGCUCGUCGGCGCUGCUGGCUGAGGGCCCCCUCGACCCCCCGGUGCUGCUGGCCGACAUCAAGACGGAGCCCCCCGAGGAGCUGCUGGCCAGCGACUGCAGCCAGCCCCAGGCCGAGCCCGUCGAUCUCUCCCUCAAUAAAUCCAAGGUGGCUCCGGCCUCGGCCCCGCCGCCACCACCUACCACCUCGGUCCAGUCUUCCCCCAUGCUCGUGGCUCCCCCGGUUCCCGCUCCCAGCACCGUGUCCAUCCCGCCCUCUGGUCUCAGCUCCACCUCGGCCAUCCCGGCUGUCCUCUCGCCCGGCUCCAUCCUGGCCUCCACGCAGGGCAGCGGCGGGCAGCAGAUCCUCCACGUCAUCCACACCAUCCCCUCCGUCAACCUGCCCAGCAAGAUGGGCAACCUGCAGACCAUCCCCGUGGUGGUGCAGUCCCUCCCCGUCGUCUACACCACCGUGCCCACGGACGGCGUCACCGCCAUUACCGUGCCCCUCAUCGGGGGGGACGGCAAGAACGCUGGGUCUGCUUUUCUUUCCCGGACCCCUCCAGUGAAAAUGGACCCUGGCUCUGUGUACCCCAUGGACAUGAACAGCGACAGCGAGGACAGCGCCUCCGAGAGCGGCCCGGCGCCCUUCCAGGACCUGCCGAGAGAGCCGGCGGCGCGGGGGCCCAGGGCCGAUUCUCCGGACCUGAAGAAGCGGCGCAUCCACCAGUGCGACUUCGAGGGCUGCAAUAAGGUCUACACCAAAAGCUCCCACCUCAAAGCCCACCGGAGGAUACACACAGGCGAGAAACCCUACAAAUGCACGUGGGAAGGCUGCACCUGGAAGUUCGCCCGCUCGGACGAGCUCACCCGGCACUUCCGCAAGCACACGGGCAUCAAACCCUUCCGCUGCUCGGACUGCGACCGCAGCUUCUCCCGCUCCGACCACCUGGCCCUGCACCGCCGGCGGCACGUCAUGAUGUGAGCGGUGCCCGCCGCGCUGGGAGCCGGCAGCGCCUCCCUCCCUCCAUCCUCCGCACCCCGCGGCUCCGGAGGGGCGGGGCGGGGACUGCGCAGCGCCGGGGCCGGGCCGUGCCCGCUGCAGGAGCCCCGCCGGCACGGCACGGGACGGCAAACAAUGGAUUCUGGACUGCUGCCCCUUCUCUCUUGUCCCCAGCUGUUUUUAUUCCUGGGUUUGUCCUCGCCUGGAGGCUCCUUGACUCCUCAGCUGGAAUUCACCCAGCAGCUGCCUCUGGCUCUUCAGCCUCCUGCCCGUUGUUGUCCCCCUCCGUGUGCUCCCUGUCCCCUGCCACUCCCUGGGAGCCGUGGCAAGGACGGGGGCAGGGCUCGAUGGGCCCUCGUGGAGGAGCUGAUGGCCAUUCCUGCUCCAUCCCCAGGCUGUCCCAGCAGGAGAAGGGACAUCACCUCUCUGCGUGUCCCUCAGCACGUGCUGGGCUUCAUGGGAAGUGCUGGGUGUGCAGAGAGCCAGGAGGAAAAGAGGAAUCAAGAAAGGGGGAAACAACCCAACAGUGACCCACAAACAAGACCAUCAGCAGCACACAAACGGAAACUUUGUGGAACAUGGAACUUUUCUUUUAUGGAAUUCUACAAGGGGGUGGGACAGGGUGGGGGGGACGAG
Messenger RNA from Melospiza georgiana, 1709 nucleotides. It is a transcript of the gene KLF8, whose product is annotated as KLF transcription factor 8. The transcript is spliced from 5 exons. NCBI's taxonomy places the organism in Eukaryota, Metazoa, Chordata, Aves, Passeriformes, Passerellidae. Gene Ontology annotation, biological process: regulation of transcription by RNA polymerase II. The coding region runs from base 90 to 1055 and encodes 321 amino acids. Gene Ontology annotation, molecular function: DNA-binding transcription factor activity, RNA polymerase II-specific; RNA polymerase II cis-regulatory region sequence-specific DNA binding. The record is from RefSeq and is a predicted model, not a curated record.